CCUAACUGAGAACGCUAAAAUGGAUUCUAGAAGUGAACUUACAAAGACGGACAAAAUGUUUACUGCUGAAAAUGUGCAUGAGAUUGUAACGCUAUUUCAUGAGGCGGAUUCUGAUGGAGGUGGACGAUUGGACAUUGAAGAAUUCUGUGAAGGACUGAAGCAGUUAUUCCCUACUAUGGAUGAAGAAGAUCUCAUUGCCCUCCACAUGAAGAUUGACACAAAUGGAGAUGGAAGUGUGGACCUCGGGGAGUUAACAGACUACCUGGUGAACAAAAACAAGGCAUCACAAAAUAUGGCUUUUAAAAAUCAAAUCUUUCCUAAACCUAUCGAAAUGAUAUCGGUGGAUCACCAUAAAGCGAUUGUUCGUCUGAUUCACCGUCCCUUCGAGAAUGACAGGAAACCUGAUCAUGGUUCAGAGGUUUUAUUAGGACAAACCAGCACUUACCAAAAAGGUCAAUACCUCUCCAUCAGCUCGAAUGGUAUCCUCAACUUCUGGCCUGACAGCUUUGACACCCCAUACCCAAUUCAAUUAUACAAAAAGGAAAACACACUUCCUUUUUCACACAACAAGAAAAUGCACGUUACUGACAUGGUCUACAUCAGUGAACUCAAGCAACUGGCUAUCUCCACUUCUGACAGGGAACUAAUAUUCUAUCGCUGCAAUGAAUUCCCUAAGUUGUUUUCAACCAGCCACUCUUUAAUAGUAGAGGACAACAUAGUGAAUACCAUGAACUACUGGUCCAAUGACACUAAAGCAGUGUUUUCCUUUGGCGAUGUAAAAGGUUUUUUGUCUGUGUUUGUCUCCAACAACAUACAUGAAAACGGCCUCUUCUUCAAGGGUGCAUAUGAGAAAAUCUCUCUGCGGGAUUAUCCAACUGUUUAUGUUUCAGCCCUGUUAAAAAACCCCUCUAAAAACUUUCUAUGUGUGAAGGUCAACAUCUUUAAUGAUGUUUGCAGUCAGAUCCAAUAUUUUCCAUCACUUAGCUCGUUUGCUAUCUGCGGUAGUUCAUCCAAGACAAUGGUCCUUGCUUCUCUACCAAAGACAUCCACAACCAAAACGUCUACAAAAGUCUUCAAGAGCAGAGGAGAUGUGGAAUUUUUCACCUGUGUAGAAUACUCCACUUCCUCUGGGUAUCUGCUGACCGGUGGGACGGACGCCCUACUGAGGACGUGGUUUCCCCACAAAACAGUGUCAUGCAUCCAUGAAUUAAAGGGACAUGUCAAACCCAUCACCCAUAUAAUGUUAAAUCCCAAGGAAAAGGUUUUUGUUAGUUUAUCGCAGGACCACCAUAUACGUGUUUGGUCAGAGGAUGCAAUGAUCUGUUUGCAAAGCUUCAAGAUAAAAGAAAUGAUGCAGAGUCCUAUCUCCAGUGUGUGUUACAACACACACAACAAUGAGUUAGUCCUAGCUAACACAGAUAUUGGCAAAUAUCUUGGAAGAGGAACUGAUGUGUUUAAAAAUGCAUUAACAUCGCAUGACAAGCCCCUGUGCUGUGCUCUCUAUCACAACAUUUUCAAACAGGUUGUCUCUGUUUGCCAAAAUGGCGUGGUGACAGUGUGGGAUAUCUUAACAGGAACGGCCGCCAUGCAGUUCAAGGUGACUCCAGAUCAGUACGUGGGGCAUGUUGCUAUUUCAUUUGAUGGACUAAAGCGCAGACUGAUCACAAUUUCCCAGGAUGGAAAAGUUAAAAUUUGGAACUUCAACAACGGAACAGAGCUUGCCAUUCUUCCUGUUACCGUACAAAGGGAGGUGACAGGUAUCGUCUGUGUAGACAAUAGGGUGUUUGUGUCGGGAAAGAACUCCAAGAUCAUUUAUGACCUGGACAUACACGGAUAUGACAACAGAUUUUUGAAGCAUUAUUAUUUAGAUGACAUUUGCUCAAUGGAUGUCCAUGAAAACACACUGGUUACUGCCUCCAGCAAUGGAAAUAUUGUCAUCUGGGAGGCCGCCAGUGGCGAAGUUCUCUACUGGCUCAAUGGCAGCAACCCUCGAACAAACAUGGCAGACAAAACCACUCAGGGCCAGACAGGGAGUCUGCUUGGUCACAAGAGUCCAAAGCAUGUCAGAGGCACUGGGAAAAGACCUCAAAGUAAAUCCCUGAAUGGGAACAACACUGAUGUGAUUAACACACCUCUUAUCAUAUGUCUGAAGACCAGGGAGGUUAAAGUUCACACAGCCACACUGCUGACGUCUUCAGAUGGCAACAUAUAUGCCUGGUCUGUUAUUAGCAAGGGAGGAUUGAUUGGAAAGUUCAGAGCAGUGAAGGAUGAAGGAGCAGUCAUUACCACCAUGUCAACUGAUCCCAAUGACCAGAUAUUAAUGACCGGGGAUAGUACCGGAAAGAUUUAUCAGUGGGACAUUCAGGCUUUUGGGUUUAAAAAACAGGCAAACAACGAGCCAUUUGAGGAUAUAAAUGGGUGGUGCGUGUCAUUGUGUCCACCUCCUCUGUUGCUCUGGCAAUCUCACAUCACAGGGGUGGUGAGUGUUCACUGUAACCCAACUUGUGAAAAGUUAAUUACCGCAGGGAACUGCAAUGUCUGUCUGUGGGAAAACACAGGAACCUACAUAGGCCUCUUUGGGAAAGACCAAUGGGGUGCUUCACAAAUCAGCCUUGAGGAGAAUGCUGAACAGGAGGAGACCGGCAGACCAAGCACAACGAAGACCAGCAACUUUCCAUUGGCACGUCCUGUCUUUCCAACAAAAUCAAAGUCAGAAGAACUGACAGACAGCAUUAAAAGCCUCUGUGACAGAAUAGACAAGGUAGUCAGCCCUAAGAAGCCUGGAGACAAAUUAACAGAGGAUCUACUUGAUCGUGUAAAUAGACGGAUGAUGAAGAUUCAGUCAGGACUUGACUUAAUAAAAAGCGAGGCCAAUUACAAUUAG
Etheostoma spectabile (orangethroat darter) is the source of this 2884-nucleotide messenger RNA. Its product is annotated as WD repeat-containing protein on Y chromosome-like. The record is from RefSeq and is a predicted model, not a curated record. Gene Ontology annotation, molecular function: protein binding; calcium ion binding. NCBI's taxonomy places the organism in Eukaryota, Metazoa, Chordata, Actinopteri, Perciformes, Percidae.